Molecule: messenger RNA, 629 nt
Organism: Arachis stenosperma
Lineage: Eukaryota; Viridiplantae; Streptophyta; Magnoliopsida; Fabales; Fabaceae
Exons: 3
Coding region: 3-503 (166 amino acids)
Source: RefSeq, a predicted model, not a curated record
CUAUGUGUGUGUUGACCGAAAAUGUUGCUCCUGCCCCUCCCCCUAUAGGGAAUGUGGCUAAUACUGAGGAACCUGCACCUGUUAACCUGGAACCUCUUGACAAGGCUAGGAAAAACAAGAAAAAAAUGCCAAAGAGGCCGCAGGUAGAGCCAGAUGAGAUAAACAUCUCACAAACUGCCCCAACAGCCCCAACUGCAGAGGUUCCAGGAACUGACGAACCUGCUCCAAUGAACCAGGCCACAACUCAGGCUCCAAAUGCUCAGCCCCCUUCUGCAGCUCCAAAGUUUAGGCCCAAACAGAGUGUCAGAAGGCCCCAAGGACAUCCAAUGCAGCCCAACCAACCGUCUCACAAUGUACAACCCCAACCACAAGCACAAGGCUUACAACAAAACUCUCAUGCAGUCUCCAAUGAAACUCUGGCAGCAGCUAGCCCUGGGACCUCAGCAAGGCUAUUUCAGUUCAUUCCAACUCCAGGAAUGAAGCCUCCACCAAAGAAACAGUGAAACAACCUGCUAUAUGGAUAUCAUGUUGUUAGGGAAUGUAGAAUUUUGGUUUAAGGGGACACUCUAUGUUAGUUAUUUUGGUUAUGGUGUUGAUGUUAUCAUUAGGUUCUGAUUUCAAGCCUUGAU